CAGAUUUGCGGUAUAUUCGUUACUACUCUCCUAAUCCCAACAAACGAAAAAGUUGUAAGGUCUAAUCGAACAUUUGUAAGAGAUGCGAUCGAAAGUCCACCACAAAAUGCCGAUACAAAAAGUCCUUACAUCGCUUCAUCAGGGCUUGGAAGCAAAUUUUUGCCACUUCGAAAUUCUGUCGAAAAAAUUCCCGAUGUAAAAGAAUUUACUAGACGACUUCCUUUGCGAGAUGCAGUGGAAAAAAGAGUUGAUAAUCUUGUCCAAGAGAAACCUGUUAAACAAGAGCACGUAAAAGAUACGUCUUCGGACAUUUCAAAUGAAUUUUCAAUUCAAAAGAAAUAUGGAUUGCUUCAAAGUUUUCUAACCCCAGCAAUGGUACUCCCUCAGCCAGUAAUUCCUAUUGCUGUAUUACCUGAGUACACACACUACUCUCCCUACAGCUAUUUCACUAAAUUAGUAACUGAUACAAAGCAGGCAUCAGAAUAUAGAGUGGAUAACAAAGAUCAACAGUUAUUGAUUCCUCUGUACAGUCUUCAAAAUUCAUUUGUCACAAAUACGCUUACACAAGAUGAAGUGGGUACCUCAGGAACUUCUAAGAAAAUUGUAUGCUACAUUGAAAGUAGUGCUGUAUAUCGAAGAGAACCCUUUAGCUUCAGUCCCAAUGAUCUUGAUCCAUUUGCUUGUACCCAUGUGGUAUACGUUUCAGCAACUAUCGAUCCCAAAACUUUCAAAGUAAUUCCAAGAAAUAAAGAAUAUGAUACUGUUCAAGGUGGAUAUAGAUCAGCAGUUGCGUUGAAAAAGAAAAAUCCGAAUUUAAAAGUACUCAUAGCUGUUGGUGAGAAAAAUGGUAAUACUGAAGCAUUGUUUGAAACAAUGAUGGAAAGUCCCAAACUUCGACAAGAUUUUAUUCGGUCUUUGGCAAAUUUUCUUUACCAUUAUCAAUUUGAUGGAGUCGAUUUUCACUGGCAAUUUCCAGAAAAUAAAAAUGAAAACGAACAAUAUAAUGAAAAAGAACAUUUCGGACGUUUGUUGGAAGAAAUGUACCACAUUUUCCAUCCACAAGGGUGGUUGAUAGCGGUUAGUGCACCACCUUCAAGAUACCAGCUUGCUGGUCUUAAUUUAGACGUUCUUGCAAAAACGGUUGAAUUUGUAAACGUGGAAGCAUACGACUUUCAAAGGUACAAGGAGCCUGCUGCAGAUCAUCAUGCGCCUUUUAACUCCCGGCCACAUGAUAAUGGAAAAGACGAAUUUUAUAAUUUCGAUUAUGCUGCUCAUUAUUGGCUCCAUCAUGGGUUUCCCCGUUCCAAACUAGUAAUGGGUAUACCACUUUUUGGAAGAUCCUAUACACUCAGCAAUCCCAGAGAAAGUGAAGAAGGUGCAAGAAUUACUGGUGUAGGACGUAAAGGAGAAUAUACUGAAACUCCUGGAUUCCUUGCUUAUUUUGAAAUUUGCAAUAUAAUUAAGCAAAGGGAAAUACAAAAGCAGACAGAUGUCAUUGGUUCACCAUAUAUUGUUGAUGGAGACCAGUGGGUAGGUUAUGAUGACUCAGAAAGUAUAGAAAAGAAAGUACUAUAUAUCAGAGAAAUGAAUCUUGGAGGAGCAUCAUUAUGGACAGCAGACUUGGAUGAUUAUAAAGGUCUCUGUGGAGAAAAAUGGCCUCUGUUAAGCACCAUUAACAACCUUCUAAGAGGUAAUAAGUAAAUUAAUAAGUAAAUUAACGUUUCGCCGAAAACUAACGACGUUUUUCCUACAGAAAAUGAUUCUCCUUCAAUUUAUGGCGGAGUAAUUAGUAAACCUUUCCAAAAAUGUACCAAUGACGGUGUUUUUUCUAAUAUAAAAAAUUGUGCUCAGUAUUUUGAGUGUCGUGAUGGCGUGGCCUAUCAGAAAUCUUGUUCAAACGAUAUGCUUUUCAAUGUAAAUACUGGAAGUUGCGAUUCUGUCGAUCCGAUAAACUGCAGACCUGGCCAACAGGUUUUUUUUCCAAGUUCGAAAUCCUCUGAAGUGUACACUAGACCCAGAACGUCUGAAUCUAAUAAACUAAAGGUGGUUUGCUAUAUUACAAGUUGGUCUUUCUAUAGAAAAUCGGAUGGAAAAUUUGUUCCCGAAAAUAUCGACCCUAAACUUUGUACUCACGUAGUUUACGCUUUCGCAAUAUUAGAUUCAAAAAAUUUGACCAUCACCGAAUUUGAUUCUAAUGCCGAUUUAGAUAACAAUUUGUAUAGAAGAGUAACGUCUAUUCGGGGAGUCACUUCCCUCCUUGGUAUUGGAGGCUGGAUUGACUCUGCAGGAAAUAAAUAUUCCAGACUCGUUAGAAGGGAAGGUAACAGACAUAAGUUUAUCACUAAUGUGAUCGUAUAUUUAAAAAGGCAUGGUUUUAAUGGAUUACACUUUGAUUGGAAUUAUCCUGUUUGCUGGCAAAGUAACUGCAGAAGAGGUCCUGAUUCGGAUAAAUCAAACUUCGUCAAACUUAUUAAGGAAUUAAAGGACGAGUUUGAUGAGCAAGAUCCUCCUCUAGUUUUGGCUGCGUCAAUAUCAGGUUACAAAGAAGUAAUCGACGACGCUUACGACAUACCGGCUUUAUCAUCUGCAUUGGACUUUAUGUCAGUUAUGACUUAUGAUUACCAUGGAAGUUGGGAGAAUGUUACCGGUUAUGUCAGCCCAUUGUACGCAAAAAAUAACGACAGGUAUCCUCAGUAUAACACAAACUACACAAUGAAUUAUUUGGUAUCAAAAGGAGCUCCACGUGAAAAGCUCUUAGUUUCAAUACCGUUUUACGGUCAUACGUAUACUUUAGUGGACGGCGAAACAACUUCUGAAAAUGAAGCAGCAGAUUCUGGUCCUGGAGAGCCUGGUGAGUACACGAAUCAACCCGGAAUGCUUGCAUACUAUGAAGUUUGCGAUAAAAUUAAGAAUAAACGGUGGACACUCAGAAGAGUAGAAGGAUUAGGACCCUGUGCAUUUUCCAAGAAGCAGUGGGUAUCGUUUGAAGACCCUCAAUCAGUCAAAGAAAAGGCUCGUUAUAUUCGUUCACAUGGCUUCGGAGGUGCAGUUGCAUGGACGGUGGAUGUAGACGACUUCAAUAAUAAAUGUUGUCGUGAAAGCUUUCCACUAUUAAAAGCUCUACACAGAGGAUUGGGCUUAAUGGCUGAUGAGGAAGUUACUUCUAACUGCAAUAGACCAGCCGCUCCCUUAACACCAGAACCGCCAAAAUCUACAACUGGUUUCGAUACAAGUGCAGAAAGCUCCACCUGGGAUUCUCAUCAUGAUCACGACAGCCAUACUUCUCAAAAACCAAGUACAACUAAAAAUCCUCUGACCACGACGAAGCAAUCAACAAAUGUUUGGUGGGAAUUAUCCACAGACGAAUCAACAUCCACGGAAUGGUGGAAGCCAUCAACGUCUAAAAAAACCACCACAACAUCAAAAACUACAACGCCAUGGCGAGUUCCGUCCAGUUCUCGCCCCACUAAAACUACUACUAAAAAACCAAACCAAACAAAACCAACUCCCGCUGCAGGCGACCACAAGCCAGAAAAGUGUUAUACAAAUCAAUAUAAAUCAGAUCCUUACAAUUGCAACGCAUACUAUAGAUGUAUACAAGGAGAAUUUAGUCAACUGUUUUGUGCUGGAGGAUUACAUUGGAAUAACAACAAGAAAGUUUGUGAUUGGCCUGCUGCUGCUAAAUGCAAAGGUAUGAGGAAUUCCGGUUAAUAAAUUAAAUGCAUAAUGGACAAAUUCUUUCACCGUUUGAGAAAUUUUUAACUGUGUGCAUGCUGGGCUUUUAAAAUUUUUUAUGGAUGGGCUGUUUUUUAAAUUUAAGUACAUUAUAGCUUUAUGGAGGAGCAGUGUAAUAAAUCAAAUUAGUUUAGGGUAUUGUACUAUAUUUAAUGUAUAUAGCUCAAGAAUAAACCCUUUCCCAUUAUUUAUCAUUUCCAAUUCCUUUCGUUAACCAAUAGUAGUAACUUACCUUUUUGUAUAUAGUUUAGGUUUUAAGUAUGUACUACAUUUUUUUGAUUCAUAACAAAAUACCUAACCAAUUCAAUAACAAACCAACUAAUCAGUACGAUUUACCAGUUUGUUAAUUUGCCAAACUAACCAAUAAACCGAUAAAUCAA
Molecule: messenger RNA, 4115 nt
Organism: Agrilus planipennis (emerald ash borer)
Lineage: Eukaryota; Metazoa; Arthropoda; Insecta; Coleoptera; Buprestidae
Product: probable chitinase 10
Exons: 13
Biological process (GO): chitin catabolic process; carbohydrate metabolic process
Cellular component (GO): extracellular region
Molecular function (GO): chitin binding; chitinase activity
Source: RefSeq, a predicted model, not a curated record